Molecule: messenger RNA, 648 nt
Organism: Alternaria triticimaculans
Lineage: Eukaryota; Fungi; Ascomycota; Dothideomycetes; Pleosporales; Pleosporaceae
Exons: 1
Coding region: 1-648 (215 amino acids)
Source: RefSeq, a predicted model, not a curated record
AUGACGUUCCCCAUAGCGACCCUCCUUCAUCCCGUUGUAUCACAAGCCCUGGCUGACGCCGAACAAAAAGCGAAACUCGGUAUCCUAGAAACUCUACCAGGACAUCGAACUAUGGCCUUGCGACCCGAAGAGAACACUAGCGGCCCUCUCGUAGUCAUCACAUCUACGUCUCCUAUAUUGUUGGAACAGAAUGGGCUACAACCGCCACCGUCUCCGCCUAUGAGCCCAGCAAGCGAGACACACACACCUACUCCCGCAGCCCUCACACCAGACGCCGAAUUCCGCAUCAUAGAAGCCGAGCUUGCAAAUUGUCAACUGACACGCGAAGCGCUACAAAGACGCGAGUCUGCACUUCAAGAACGCAAAGCAGAAAUCGUACGAGAAACAAAGAUGAGACUUGACAAAGAGGUGCGAGAUUUGACGGCACAGGAUCAAGAAGGGAUUGAUCAAGGACUGUUCAUGCGCGAUGUGCAGCGGAGAGUGGAAACGAAGUUAAAGGGGGCAGGAACAGAAGGUGAAGCUGCAUCGGAGAAAGUGGACCAAGCAAACGAUGUGGAGGAGAAGAAAACUGUCCCCAUCAGUGCGCCAGAGCGGAGGAGACUUGCGCGUCUUGCACUGUUGAAGCAAGACCCUAGGCUAGGAAGAUAA